Molecule: messenger RNA, 192 nt
Organism: Dentiscutata erythropus
Lineage: Eukaryota; Fungi; Glomeromycota; Glomeromycetes; Diversisporales; Gigasporaceae
Source: the annotation of a GenBank genome assembly
UGUUUUCCAUUGAGCUGGCUCAAAGAGCCUUAUCCUACACCGCAUUGGCUCAUUUGGCUUACAAGCUGCAUAGCAUAUGAUAUAUUUGAUAAUAUCACACAAUUCAUGCAAUUAUAUAAUAUAUACACAGCUUGCAAGUCAAUGCGAGCCAAUAGUAGGACAAGGCCAAGCCGGUUCAAUGGAGAACACUAA